Messenger RNA from Carassius carassius (crucian carp), 1466 nucleotides. Its product is annotated as dnaJ homolog subfamily B member 6-like. The record is from RefSeq and is a predicted model, not a curated record. Lineage: Eukaryota; Metazoa; Chordata; Actinopteri; Cypriniformes; Cyprinidae. Bases 172 to 1119 code for a protein of 315 amino acids. Gene Ontology annotation, molecular function: Hsp70 protein binding; ATPase activator activity. Gene Ontology annotation, biological process: positive regulation of proteasomal ubiquitin-dependent protein catabolic process; protein refolding. The transcript has 10 exons. Gene Ontology annotation, cellular component: cytosol; endoplasmic reticulum membrane.
GACGUCAAAUCUAGCAAAAAAAAAACCCUAGAAGAUUCGUGUUAUUUCCGGACGCUUCGUUGCUGCUUGUCACAUCAGUUCGAUACAGCGUCGCACAGGCAGAGGUUAGCGAGCCAAAAACAGAGCAGCUGCCUCUGGCAGUGAAAAUACAAGCCAUUGAAGUCGGUGCCCAUGGAUGACUAUUAUUACCAUGUUCUAGGGGUGCAGAGAAAUGCAUCUCCAGAUGAAAUCAAAAAAGCUUACAGGAAACUAGCUCUCAGGUGGCAUCCAGAUAAGAAUCCAGAUAACAAGGACGAGGCAGAAAAGAAGUUUAAAGAGCUUUCAGAGGCUUAUGAAGUCCUUUCAGAUGCAAACAAAAGGAACUUGUACGAUCGAUAUGGAAAAGAAGGCUUAACUGCAGGUGGAGGUGGAGGAGGAGGAAGAGGUCACUUUAAUAAUGACCACUUUUUCACAUUCCGCAAUCCAGAGGAUGUAUUCAGGGAAUUCUUUGGUGGGCAAGAUCCAUUUGCCGAAUUCUUUGGUGGAGAUCCAUUUGACAAUGACUUCUUUGGUGGCGGUCGACAUCACCACCACCACCACCACCACCACCACCAGCGGGGCAUGAGCAGGAGCCGAACAGGAGGGUCCUUCUUUGGGGGCUUUGGGGGAUUCCCACCUUUUGGGGCAGGAUUUUCAUCUUUUGAUGCAGGUUUCUCUCCCUUUGGGCUUAUGGGAGGAGGUGGAUUUACUUCUUUCUCUUCAAGUUCAUUUGGUGGAGGGGGAGGGGGAGGGGGUGGAAGCAUGGGCGGCUUCCGCUCUGUGUCAACCUCCACUAAAUUCAUCAAUGGCAGGAAAAUUACUACAAAAAGAAUCAUCGAGAAUGGACAGGAACGUGUAGAAGUGGAAGAAGAUGGACAGUUAAAAUCUAUAACCGUAAAUGGAAAAGCCCAGGAGAUAGGCAUGCUGGAGGGUCACAGACAGAGGAAGGAGCUCCCUGACUCCUCUUCCUCCUCCUCACAUUCUGCAAGGCAGUCAGCUCAGAGAGAGGAGCAAAAUAAAACUACAGGCAAAGAGCAAACUGGAGUCAAGAGGAAGAGAAUGACGAUGAAGGGAGAGACCAAAAAGACCAAAGAGACCUAAAUUUGUCUCUGCGUCUAAACUCAUAGGACUGAUAGUCUGACAUACUGUAGCAGUGGAUAUUCUUUGUCGAGGUUGGGAAAAACUCGCUAGCAUUUUUGUUGUUUGUUGUUGUUGUUUAUUUUUUUAGAUGCAAAGGUCAAAUUUAUUAUUUUACGUUUUUUAUGCCGAUACUAAUUGAUAACAAAUAGUAAAUCAUCUGCUCUGAAGAACUGUGACUGAUACGUAAAAAAAAAAAAAGCUGAACUGUGCAUGCGUUUCUCAUUCACAUGAUCCACUCAAUUUAUUAAUAAAGAAAACCAAUGUACAAUGAUUUUCAGUAAUAAAACCUGUCUCGUCUUCGGUUUCAU